Molecule: messenger RNA, 1405 nt
Organism: Raphanus sativus (radish)
Lineage: Eukaryota; Viridiplantae; Streptophyta; Magnoliopsida; Brassicales; Brassicaceae
Exons: 1
Coding region: 340-1200 (286 amino acids)
Source: RefSeq, a predicted model, not a curated record
ACACGAACGAUGCAUAGAACUUUUCUUUGGGAUAUAUAAUCUUAUAAGAAUACUCAAAAGGAAUAUACUAGCUGCUCGAAUUCUUGUCCGUCCAUAGGACUUGGAAAAAAUCCUUCAGGUACCAUCGGAUAUCCUUCCUAAGCACUGGUCUUGCGUCAGAUUAGAUAAUAUAUAACAAAUUUGCAAAAGGCAAAAAUAUAAAAAUUAACAUAGAAAAUAAAAAGAAACAAGGAAUAUUCUCAGAUAAAUGCUCCACCACAACAACUCACUCAAACGCUCACUUUAUAUUCGAGUCUCUCACCUUUUCACUUCUUACUUGUCACUAAAACACACUCAUCUAUGGCGAUCUUCUCUAAAACCAAACGUGUCACCGAACCACUGGACGAUGAGGCCAAGGCUCGAAUCUUCAGCAACCACAGCAGCACACUACACCAAGACGACUCUCCUGAACUCGAGUUUCUCGACGAUGGUCCCGAAGACGAAGUACAAACAUUCUACGACUCUGACUCCGAUCUGUCUGAGAAUUCUCCAAGGGAACGUUCCGGUGAAGCUAGUGAGAAGAUCUUGAAGAUGGCCUUAAACUUCUCCGACUAUGAUCCUUAUCGGAACACAUUGCUAGCUCACGUUUCGAAAGCAGCGGAAGCAUACUCCGGUUUCAGAUCCCAGCGGAAGCACCUUUUCAAAGACAAGGUUGCAUCGUUUCUACGAGAGCUCGGACACGACGCCGCCGUUUGCGUCACCAAAUGGAACUCAUCACCUAAACUCACCGCCGGGAGCUACGACUUCAUCGACGUCGUUUACAACCACCCCGCUGGUGGUGAUGAUCAUCAUCGUACAGCAUCCGUUCGCUACUUCGUCGAUCUAGACUUCGCUUCCGAGUUCGAGAUCGCGAGGCCGACGAGCCAAUACGCGCUCGGCGUGUUACAGCUGCUGCCUCGUGUUUUCGUAGGAAAGGAAGAGAAUCUUAGGACGGUUGUGAGAGAGUCUUGCGACGCGGCGAAGAGGUCGUUGAAGAGCCGCGGAUUGUCUCUCCCUCCGUGGCGGAGAUUCUCUUACUUGCAACGCAAGUGGUUCGGUCCGUGCACGAGAAGGGUGGUCGGAUCUAGUUUCGAAGUGGCGCCGUUGAAUAAAGACGCCGUUAGCUGUCGUUCCGUGGGGUUUGAUGACGCCGUCACUGCACGUUUGUUCAUCAGGACGUGAUGAUCCGCGCAUCCAUGCAGCGUGUAGUAGUAGUAUUAAAUGAAUAGUUAAGUAGGUAUUUCUACACUUUUUUCCCAUCGAUUUUAAGGAGACUAAAAUAUUUAUUAGAAUCUUAAAAUUAAGGCCAUGAUGUCAAGGUUAAUGUUGUACCACUGGGUUAAGUGGCAUUAAUAAUCAUAUGCUUUUCUCGACCAGAAAAAAAUAA